AUGAUAGGCCCAUUCAAAGAGCCUCCAUUUUCUCCAUUCCGCGUUAGCCCCAUUGGCAUCGCCACUAGGAAAUACUCCAGAAAAAAGAGAUUAAUCAUCGAUCUCUCUUCCCCCCACGGCACUAACAUUCCUAGUAUUAAUAGCAUCAUUCCAGCCCCCGACUUCUCUAUGCAAUAUGCAACCAUCGACCACGCCAUCACUCUCAUCCGCAAGGCAGGCCACGGAGCAUGGCUCUCUAAAGCAGACAUCACCAACGCUUUCAAAGUCAUGCACAUUCACCCAGAUUUCUGGCGUUACUUUGGAAUAUUCUGGAAAGGAGCCUAUUAUUUUGCAGUGCGCCUUGCCUUCGGCUGUAGAAGCAGCCCCAAGAUCUUCGACUCCCUCUCAGAGGGCUUAUGCUGGAUCCUCAUCAAUAACUACAAGCUUCCCUACGUCCUCCAUCUUCUCGAUGACUUCCUCAUCAUCACACCCCCAUCAGCACCUCCCCACUCAGGGUUUUCCACCCUCAUCAAAGUCUUUUACGAACUUGGUGUUCCCUUGUCAAAAGAGAAAACCUCAGGGCCACACACUUCUAUCGAGUUUCUAGGUAUCACUUUAUACUCCGUCACCUUCCAAGCAUCUCUGCCUCCCACGAAAAUACAUUGCAUAUCACUGCUCCUAUCAAAUUAUCUUCUAGCAGUCAGGUGCACAAAGCAACAACUGUUAGCGCUCCUUGGUCACCUUAACUACGCCAUCAGAAUAAUUCCCCAAGGAAAAUGUUUCCUUUCCAAUCUCCUAACAAAAGCAGCAACAAUCCCCUCUCUCCAUGACAAAGUCACUCUGGACGAAGCUUGUAAAAUGGAAAUGCACCUCUGGCAAAAGUUCCUAUCUUCAUGGAACGGCAUAUCCUUCAUCUAUAACGACUACAUCACUCAACCAGAAGACAUUCAGCUGUACACAGACGCAGCACCUUCCACCGGCUUCAGGGGAUACUACAGCGGUCAUUGGUUCGCUUCCGAAUGGCCGCCCGAGUUUAGACGCUUCGUCCAACAAUCAGACGUUCCCCCAUCAUCCGCACUCUAUGAAAUGUAUCCCGUCAUCAUAGCAGCCAUCCUUUGGGGGCACGAAUGGUCCAGACACUCCAUACUCAUUCACUCCGAUAACUCGGCAGUAGUCGAAAUCAUAAAUAAAGGCCGAUCUCGUUCUCAAGCCAUCAUGCCAUGUGUUCGCAGACUAACACUAAUAUCCGCCCAACACCAGUUUCUCAUUCGAGCAGCUCACGUUCCUGGCUACCACAAUACCAUUGCUGACUCUUUGUCUCGUUUUUCCUUCCAGAAGUUCAGAAUCUUGGCUCCAGAAUCAGAUAUACAUCCCACGCCAGUUCCACCGUUUUCAGCCUCCAUCUUCAACUAA
Messenger RNA from Xyrauchen texanus (razorback sucker), 1392 nucleotides. RefSeq lists its product as uncharacterized. The coding region runs from base 1 to 1392 and encodes 463 amino acids. The record is from RefSeq and is a predicted model, not a curated record. The transcript has a single exon. NCBI's taxonomy places the organism in Eukaryota, Metazoa, Chordata, Actinopteri, Cypriniformes, Catostomidae.